This is a messenger RNA of Arabidopsis arenosa, 895 nucleotides long. Lineage: Eukaryota; Viridiplantae; Streptophyta; Magnoliopsida; Brassicales; Brassicaceae. The record is from the annotation of a GenBank genome assembly.
AUAAACCACAUUGCAUCCUUCUAAAUGAGAUGUAUCAAAACCCUCUACCACCUCCACGGCAUUAUUACCGUCCACAAAGUGCUCUCACCUCUCCUCCCAGACCUCGACUUGUCCCCCCCAUCCGCCAUCCAAUUGUGCCAUUCGAAAACCAGGCACAUCCUUCGCCAAACUUCCAUAUCCCUGCUGCUUUGUUGGCCAGAAUAGUUAGCUAUGUCGCUGAAGAAGGGCUUGUCGAACUCAAAAAUUGGGUAGUUGCUGGCCCUGAGGCCUUUGCAGCUGUAUUUUCUCCGGAAACGCUAUCUGUUAUCAGGCUGGAUAAGAAUGAAGAUUUCGUUGAAUGGGCGAAACCUUCCAGUUCGUACUAUAACAUCUUCUCCAUGUGCCUACACCAUGGAAAUCCUUAUGCUUUGUAUGCCCAAAGCAUACAUUAUAGUUUCACAGAUCUAAAUCUUUCUGCGGCUCUAGACAAUCUAGAUACUAUCAAACAUCUGCUCCCUCUAGCUAAACUUCUAUGGAUCAUGUUGCACAGCUGUGCAGGUACACUAGACGACCAAGUGUACUACGAAUUCCGUAACAUGUACUCCUUCAACGACAUCGACUACAUGUCAGAUACGUUGAUGUUCCACAUUAACUCAGUUGGGCCAUCUCGAUGUGGGAGUUACGGUUUAACAUGGGAAUUCGAAGACUUCCCUGAGUGUUGGCAAGAUCAUGACUGGCUAAGAGAGUUCAACGGCGAACGGUGCCUUGAUUGCAUCUAUUUCUACCUAUCUCGAGAUAUUAUGCUAUUGUCUUGAUUUGUGUCUAUUAUCCUAACAGUUUAUUUUAAUUUCAAACCAUGCAUUAUAACUUUCUGUUAUUUCUGUUCUGCUUUAUGCUAUAAAUAAUCUUCUUGUAU